Sander lucioperca (pikeperch) is the source of this 4496-nucleotide messenger RNA. It is a transcript of the gene pcsk1, whose product is annotated as proprotein convertase subtilisin/kexin type 1. The transcript has 14 exons. Lineage: Eukaryota; Metazoa; Chordata; Actinopteri; Perciformes; Percidae. Gene Ontology annotation, biological process: protein processing. Gene Ontology annotation, molecular function: serine-type endopeptidase activity. The coding region runs from base 371 to 2704 and encodes 777 amino acids. Gene Ontology annotation, cellular component: trans-Golgi network; Golgi membrane. The record is from RefSeq and is a predicted model, not a curated record.
CCGCCAGGUAGGCUCCUCGAACUCACAUCUUACCAAAGGUAGACGCCAAACUGACGUAGGAGCAUCCGUAAUUUGACGUAUGUACACCCCCCAUCGCGAUCACACACACACACACACACACACACACACAACGCACAAACCAGCCCUCCCCAUCACCAGUAUUUCCUCUUGGCAGACGAAUAACGCACAGUUUCUCGCUCCCUCCAUCUCAGCCAGCGGUUUCUUAAGGAAUAAGCUAACCAGAAAACAAGGGAAAUUCUUUCUUAUCACUACAAAACAUUUCGGAGUUUUCUCUGCUUUCUUCGGAGCAUCUAAGCUGUUUGUAGGCUACAUAUAUAUUUUUUCCUCAUCUGGUUGAAUUUCCUCUGAGAUGGAAGUGAGAUGUCGUCCAGCGGUGAUGUGUUGUGUUUUCGCCAUCCUUUUCUCCGUGGUUCCCCGGUCGCUGGAGUCCUCUUACAGGGACAGACAGUACCUAAACGAGUGGGCAGUGGAGAUCCCAGGCGGACUGGCCGCUGCAGAGGGGAUCGCCAGAGAGCUGGACUACAAACUGGUCCGACAGAUUGGGGCCCUGGAAGACCAUUUCUUGUUCAAACACCGCAAUCAUCCUAGCAGAAUGAAACGAAGCGCCAGCCAUAUCACCAGGCGGCUGUCGGAGGAUGAUCGGGUGCUGUGGGCAGAGCAGCAGUACGAGAAACGUCGCAGCAAGCGAGCAUCCCUCGGGGAGUGCAGGGACUGCCCAGUGGAUAAGCUGUUUGAUGAUCCCAUGUGGAACCAGCAGUGGUACCUGCAAGACACACGGACUUCUUCUUCGCUGCCGAAGCUGGACCUGCAUGUGAUCCCUGUGUGGCAGAAAGGCAUCACAGGAAAAGGAGUGGUCAUCACCGUUCUGGAUGACGGGCUGGAGUGGAACCACACAGACAUCUACUCCAACUACGAUGCAGCAGCCAGCUACGAUUUCAACGACAACGACCCGGACCCUUUCCCCAGAUACGACUCCACUAAUGAAAACAAACAUGGGACCAGGUGUGCUGGGGAGAUCGCUAUGCAGGCAGACAACAAUAAAUGUGGUGUUGGGGUGGCAUACAACUCCAAGGUUGGAGGGAUUCGUAUGCUGGAUGGGAUUGUGACUGAUGCCAUCGAGGCCAGCUCUAUUGGGUUCAAUCCAAACCAUGUGGACAUCUACAGUGCCAGCUGGGGACCCAACGAUGAUGGCAAGACAGUGGAGGGCCCUGGCCGCCUGGCCCAGAAGGCAUUUGAAUACGGUAUCCAAAAGGGCCGUGGUGGAAAAGGCUCUAUCUUUGUUUGGGCAUCAGGUAAUGGUGGGCGCCAGGGCGAUAACUGUGACUGUGACGGUUACACAGACAGCAUCUACACCAUCUCAAUCAGCAGUGCCUCCCAGCAGGGCCUGUCCCCGUGGUACGCUGAGAAGUGCUCCUCCACUCUGGCUACAGCAUACAGCAGUGGAGACUACACCGACCAGAGGAUUACGAGUGCUGAUCUGCACAAUGAGUGCACUCAGACUCACACUGGAACAUCGGCCUCUGCCCCCCUGGCUGCUGGUAUAUUUGCCCUGGCACUGGAACAAAACCCAGAUCUUACCUGGAGAGACCUGCAGCACAUUGUGGUCUGGACCUCAGAGUUCGAUCCUUUGGCCAAUAACCCAGGCUGGAAGAGGAAUGGAGCGGGGCUGAUGGUCAACAGCCGCUUCGGCUUCGGCCUUCUCAACGCUAAAGCCCUGGUGGACCUCGCUGACCCGGCCUCUUGGAAGCAUGUGCCUGAAAAGAAGCAAUGCAUCGUCAGGGAUGAUUCUUUCCAGCCCAGGGAGCUGAAAGCAGCAGGGGAGAUCACUAUAGAGAUUCCAACCAAAGCCUGUGCAGGGCAAGAGAACGCAGUCCGCUCAUUGGAGCAUGUGCAGGUGGAGGCCAGCAUUGAAUACACCAGGAGAGGGGACCUGCACAUAACACUCACCUCCCCAGCCGGUACAAGCACAGUGCUGCUGGCUGAGCGGGAGAGGGACACAUCCUCUAAUGGCUUCAGGAACUGGGACUUCAUGUCUGUCCAUACAUGGGGAGAAGAUCCUGCUGGUACAUGGACCCUAAAGAUCACAGAUACUUCGGGCCGUAUGCAGAACGAAGGUCAGAUUUUGGACUGGAAGCUGAUUCUUCAUGGGACGUCAGAGAAGCCAGAGCACAUGAAGAAACCUAGAGUGUACAUUCCCUACAAUGCUGUGCAGAAUGACCGCCGUGGUGUGGAACAUAUGGAUGACAUGAUGGAGGAGCCCACACAGCCCUAUCCACCUCCAAAGACUGAGACUGCACAAGAUUCCCUUCCUUCCAACCCAGAGAAGGACCCCAGAAAGCCCUCAAAUCCACCCUACUCCCCCUCCAUGGCCCUGCUGCGUCUUCUUCAGACGGCCUUCAACAGACAGACCCCUGCCCAGCAGCAACCCCAGUCCGUAGCCAAGACCUCCUCCACCUGGAGGAAACAGCAGCCGGGCCAGAGCCUCUCUCCUCCUGCAACAAGACUCCCCUCUCAAUCAUUGUACCAGGCUCUGGACAUGAUCAACAAGUACCGGGGCCGGGCCCCCGAGGACAGUGUCUACAGUGACUACACUGAUGGCUUCUACAGCACCAAGCCGUACAGGCACAGAGAUGACCGACUGCUGCAGGCCCUGUUUGAGAUGAUAGAUGAUUACCGUAAUUGAAGGCCUUGAGGAAAGGGGAGGAGGAGAGGGAAGAGGAGAAGAAAUAUAUAAGAUUAUGGGGAUGCAUGGUUACGUGUUGGUUGGGGAGCAGAGUAACAAGGCGAAUAGAAGAGAGGAAGCAUUGGGAUUGGAUCGGGUAUUGGAUGAGUGGAGGAGAAGAGAAGAAAUACACGAAAGCGAACUCUUCCACUAGUCCCACCCCCCCAAAAAAACAAGCAAAUGCUGCAUAUCUCACAUUUUUAAUCUUCAUUUAAUUAUGUCAUUCAGUCAUGGAAAAUUUCCAGUCCACACGUGAUUCAAAACUUGUUUAGGGCCUCUCUGCUACACAAUGUAUCUCCAUGUAGUGCAAGUGAAAGCAUUUAAAUCAUAAGAAAAGAGGGGUAGGCCUUGUCUCUCUUCUCUUCACUGCCUGCUUAAGCAUGCCACCUUUAGAAUAUAAGUUUUGUAUAAGUAUCUCUCUAUAAUCUAUAUAUUAUACAAAGACAAUGAUUGUAAUAUGGUUUUGAAAACACAUCUAAAAUCUUCACUUUCCAAAAAACCUUUUCCAUUUCUAUUCAUAUUGCAUAUGUUUUAUUUUCAAUAUGUUUCACACUAUUAUGGGACACCUACUCACUUUAGAGGAAAAAAAAUCAUCCUUAAAAAACUGACAUAAAGUCAUGAAAUUGAAGUCAGCAUACAUUCAAAAUGAAGCAAAAUUCAAAAGCAAUCCACAAUUUGAUAUGUUUGAUCUGUGUUGACAAAAGAUUUAUUCUCAGGGUGUCAACAGAGCUCAAGAAAGUAACAAAAUCAUAUUCUGGCCUCUUCUAAGUAUUAAGAGAAAUAUAUUGUGUAAAAGAUUAUAUACUAUAAAGGUAUGCAGAUGAGACUAUACAGUACCAAUACACUAUUAUAAAAGACAAAAUAUAAGCAACCUCUACUCUGGUAAUAGUAACAACAGAUAGGAUUUCUUUCAGUUGGAGAAUAGCGAUACAUUCAAAGUGGAGGAAAAUUACAGAUUAAUCUUCAUGUGUGCUAUUUGUUUAAUUUUGUAUAAGUACAAUGCUGCAUUAAAAGAAAUAUUUUUCUAAGGAUCCUCAUAGUUUAUGGAAAUAAUAUAUACAGUAUCGAACCCUUGAACAGUUUAUUUUCUUGUGGCGUAGUUCACUUAAUAUCUGAAAAAUCAAAAAUGAGCACUGCCAAAAUAUUUGCUGUCAAAAAGCUUCCGUGUAUUUCAGUGAAGGUGCGAGUGGCUAACAUGUUGUUUGUUUAUCAUCUGCAAUAUGCCAACAACAAACAGUUCCUUGAAUCCUUGACAGAGUAUUGCAUUACAAUUACUUCUCUGUCAUUAUUUAUUUGAUAUUAAUGGACCUAUUACACUUCAGAAAAGGACCAGAAACUCUGUAGAAUAGGGGGCUCUGCACCACAACCUUCAAGCACAUUCAUCUUAAACGCCUUAAAAUAUGCUGUAAUAAAUGUGCAUACUCAUCACCCCAUGGUGUAGAUCAAUGUACAGAUGCUGGUUUAAGUGUUUAUGACAUGAAUAGCUAUGAAUCCUCUAUGCAGAAUCUCCAACCUCCAGCUUGGAACUGCCUGCCCCGCUUCUCUGCCAACAAGGUGUCAGGAAAAAGACGAUGUUUGGGGCAAUGCUUCACAUGCACCCUGUAAUUUAUCCAUUCUUUAGUGUAGCCCGUGCUGUUUACUUGUUUUGUUUUUUUCAGUCCAAAGUUGUUUACACAAACCAAUAUUAUGUUGCAAUUUCUGUAUCGAUGUACAAAAAAAUUAUGACAUUUAUCUUAAUAAACUGCAAAGUGAC